Molecule: messenger RNA, 2115 nt
Organism: Triplophysa dalaica
Lineage: Eukaryota; Metazoa; Chordata; Actinopteri; Cypriniformes; Nemacheilidae
Gene: luc7l
Product: LUC7-like (S. cerevisiae)
Exons: 11
Coding region: 596-1531 (311 amino acids)
Biological process (GO): mRNA splice site recognition
Cellular component (GO): U1 snRNP; U2-type prespliceosome
Molecular function (GO): mRNA binding
Source: RefSeq, a predicted model, not a curated record
AAGCAAGAAAAUCGUGCCAGGAUGUCGGCUCAGGCUCAGAUGAGAGCUUUGCUUGAUCAGCUGAUGGGAACUUCGAGGGAUGGUUCAGUGUAUCUUUGCCAGCCUACAUCUGCAAGGGAGUUGCAGAAAAGCCUCAUGUUCAUCGAGCCGUGAGUCACCAAUGCUUUUUAAAGCUGUUAUGAAUAUGAAAAGAACAAUACUGUUUGCUUUCCAGCAGUAACUGUUUCACACAACACGCUAGUUGGUAACGUAAGAGUGAGCAGAGAGGAUGCGAAGGUUCUGCCCAGAUGGCUGUAGUACAAUCUCUGCAUGAGCAUCUUUGCUCAAAUCUCACAAAAAAAGGAAAGAAAAGCAAAUUCCUCCGCCGACGUCUUCACUUUUGCUCUUGUGUAUCAUUCCAAACUUCCUCAUUUCAGGUUGGGGCAAGAAAAGGUUUUCCCUUUAAACUUUUAGAGGCUUGGACCGCAGGAGGGGUACUGAAUGGGAGAGAUCUCGCAGAGAUGAAUCGAGACAGCGAGUUAAAUUCACAGAUGAGCGUGUCUGCAAAUCACACCUCCUUAACUGCUGCCCGCAUGACAUCCUCUCUGGAACGCGCAUGGACCUUGGGGAAUGCUCCAAGAUACAUGACCUGGCACUGAGAGCAGAUUAUGAGAUUGCCUCUAAAGAGAGAGACCUGUUCUUCGAGCUCGACGCGGUUGAUCACCUGGAGUCGUUUAUUGCCGAUUGUGACCGCAGGACUGAGCUGGCCAAGAAGCGUCUCGCUGAGACACAAGAGGAGAUCAGCGCUGAGGUUGCUGCAAAGGCGGAAAAGGUUCAUGAGUUAAACGAGGAAAUUGGGAAACUCCUGGCAAAGGCUGAGCAGCUUGGUGCUGAAGGAAAUGUGGACGACGCCCAGAAAAUUCUGCAGGAGGUGGAGAAAGUCCGAGCUAAAAAGAAAGAUGCAGAGGAGGAGUACAGGAACUCUAUGCCUGCCUCCAGUUUUCAGCAGCAGAAGUUACGUGUGUGUGAGGUGUGCUCCGCUUACCUGGGUCUACAUGACAACGACCGGCGUCUCGCUGAUCACUUUGGUGGCAAACUGCACCUGGGCUUCAUCCAGAUCAGAGAAAAGCUGGAGCAGUUAAAGAAAACUGUGCAGGAAAAACAGGAGAAACGAAACCAGGAGCGACUUCGGAGAAGAGAAGAAAGGGAGAAGGAGGAGAAAUUGAAAAAGAGGACCAAGUCACGCAGUCGAGAGCGUAAGAGGUCUCGUUCUCGUGAGCGCGAUCGAGAGCGCAGACGCAGACGUUCCCGCUCCGCAUCACGGGAGCGGCGCAAGUCCCGCUCUCGCUCAAGAGAGCGCGACAGACGCCGUAGACACAGAUCUCGCUCCAAUUCCCGAUCACGUCAAAGCCGAGAGGAUUCACACAAGUCUUCACGGGACCGAGAUCGUGAGAGGGACAGCAAGCACAGUUCAUCUGAGCGGAGAUCAGACGGGCUAAAUGGAAGGAUAGAUUCUCGCCGCCAUGACGAUAGAGAGGCUGGAGAAAUCUGAUUCAUCUCAUUCUAUCACAAACACAAUACAUGCCGUUCUCCAACGUUAGACCCACUUUUAUUUAUCCCAUUGACCUUUGUCUGUAGAAAACUGCCUGUUAUGCUCCCUUAAAAUCAUUGUAGGUUUGUCUAUGUCAGUCCAAUGAGAUUUGGUCUGUCUUAUCCAUUGUACAGCAAAUUAAAUGACUUUACAGGCCAGAUUUUUUGUUAUCUUUCUACAACCGUGUACAUGACCACAUCAUCAUUUUUUCUCUGCCUUUAAUGUAUCUCUAAUGAUUGUUUUUUAUUUGUUUGGCUGUGUGUCCUGAGUGGAUGUGGGCAUGUUUUGCAGGAAGCUUGUUUUACGUUCAAACUGACCUCAGAACAGAUUUCAACGCCCUUGUCUUUGAAUAUAGCUGCAAUAUUCCCCAAACAGAGAGAAACUGAGCCUGUUCACUCAGUAGCACACAAGUAGAAAUGUAAUACAUUUAAAGGCAUCUUUCACUGCAUUUUGUUUCAGAUUUUCCAAUGUAUAUGAUAUUUUAUAAUGCUGUUUUGCGUCAUGUUGUCCUUAUCAAAGUGCAUUAAAUGGUUUUAUGAAUAUCA